Molecule: messenger RNA, 1554 nt
Organism: Rubroshorea leprosula
Lineage: Eukaryota; Viridiplantae; Streptophyta; Magnoliopsida; Malvales; Dipterocarpaceae
Source: the annotation of a GenBank genome assembly
GGCCACAGACGCAUGCUCGUUAAAAAGGGAAAGAAAAAAAAUAAUAAGAAGAAGAAAGAGAAAAGCAAAACAGGCUUCAUGAUCAAUGCUUGCCAAUAAGAGUGACAUUAGGCUUACAUUUCACAUUGAUGAGCCUCAAUAUAAAUGAUGGAUUAACUAUUAAGGGAGGUCAUCACACUCAGGAGAACCAGAAAGGAAAGCAUUUUUGAAGAUAACUUUAUUUUCCUGAUUAAAACUCUGAGAUGUUAGAUUGAUGAUAUUGUGUUAUCUAGACUUGGCUAAUGAAUAAAGCCCUGAAUUACUAUUUGGAACCUUUGGGUUAGAGGAUCACAGUCUUUCUAUCUAGAAUUUUUAAUAGCAUCAUAGAGUUUUUCAUGAGAUGGAUGUCCAGGAUUUUGUAGUUGAAGCACCUGAUAGUCAUGGAAAAGCAAUAACUGAAACUUUAGCACAUUUUGCCAUUCCAGUUGUCUUGGUUGAAAAUAGUUUGAGAUGCAACAAAAAUGGACAAGAUGAGAAGAUUCUUCCAAAUGGUGAUGUUUGGAUUCCAAACUUGGUAAAAGCAAUCACAAGCGUCACCACAAGUAGAAGCCAAGCCAUCGUAGUUGAGAAGAAGUUGAUAGAUGGACCCAACAACAAGGGGAAAACAUGGAUCCCCCAUAUUCUUGGGGUUCAGUGGUUGGUUGUUAAAUGGAUUCAGGGAGCAAUAAAGAGUGACACUGCGAGUGGCAACAACUCUUUUUAGAGCCACAAGAACAAGUCAACUGCCAGUAUAAAGAAUGGCAUGGCAUUGCAAAUAACAAUGAGCCUUUUGAGGGUUGCAAGCAGCAAGACCAAGCAGAGCAAUAGAAAAUGACAUUCCAAAUGACAACAGGCCUCUUUGACUCACCCACUAGCUCAAACCAGCUGUGCUACUUUCAUCAACUCUUCGUAAGGAUCUUCAUCUCUAGCUUUCCCAUUUUCUUUAAUUUUUCUUAGCUUUUUGGAACUGCAUUCCCUAUCAUCAGGUGGGAUAUUACUUUUAGGUUGAAAUUGGGUUGUCUUUUGUGUUCCCCUCCUUUUUAAAUUGGUUUGUGAUCGUCUAGUCUGCUACCAGCAUCAUCUUUCAAGCUUUAUCAUGUUUAACAAAACUUUCAUGCUCCGACCCAUGCAUGAUUAUCUUAGCCAUGGAUGGAUGAACCUUCUGUUUUUUAAGCUCAUAAAGUAAUGAGGAGCCGUUAGUGCGAGGAAGAUGGUCCCUCCCAAGCCCCAACGCAUGCGUGCUAUCCGUACAGUUUGGCCGCUGCUCCCUAGCUUUCUGCGCAGAUUGCUGUAAGCAUGGAAGAUUGAGGGGCCAUGUGAGUGGGUUCGGCAAUGAUUAAGCACACCACCGCAGCUUGCAAACAUCAUUAAGCCCUCGUAAAUAAAUGUCUAAUAUUGCCUCAAUCCACUUUGGCAUUUUCAGACUACACACUUGCUAAUAAUUGCUAGGACAAUCCUAAUCUCGUCCAGAACCAAUGGUUUUUGCUUUGGAAUACCAAUAUCAUAUACUACAUCUUAUGGGUGCAUUUUUUUUUU